This is a messenger RNA of Chelonoidis abingdonii (Abingdon island giant tortoise), 661 nucleotides long. Lineage: Eukaryota; Metazoa; Chordata; Testudines; Testudinidae. The record is from RefSeq and is a predicted model, not a curated record.
UCGCUAGGGUCGGGGCUCCGCGCCCGCCAUGCCCGUGCGCGCGCUGGUGACGCUCCGGUUCGGCCCCUACCGGAGCUGCGGGGUGUUGGAGCACAGGCUCUUCCGCCUGCAGGGCCUGCAAGCUGUGUUGCAAGCAGAGGGUCACCAACUUGUUCUGGAAAAGAUACCAGAUUGGAAUAAUGUAGAACUCAUAGUGAAUGGAGAGACUGUUUUCGAGUGCAACAUUAAUGAUCUGGACUUUGGCUGUGAAUUCUCAGAACUAUCACAGCCUUGGCAAGAAUAACCACUGGUAAAAGAGUGUAAUUUAAUGGAAUUCAGUGACAUGGAGAGAACUAGCAAAAGGCAUGUGCACCAUUUCAUUGAGAUUUAAGUGACACUUAGGCCUUGUGAAAAGCAGUAAAUAUCUCCCCAUAUGGAUAAGCAGAAUAUAUCUUGUUUGCUCACAAGCCUCUUCUGCUUAUUUUAUACAUUAAAGUUACAGUAUCCCCCAUAAUAAUUACUCAUUUCCCAGAGGUGCCACAGUCAAUGAUUUACUUGGAAGAAUUAAAAAAAGGGCUGAUGCCAGCACAGAUCUGGGAAUAGUGUUUAAUCAGUAAGAGGUCCAUCAAUGGGUAUUAGCCAGGAUGGGCAGGGAUGCUUAAACAUGCUGCCUCUGUUUGCC